AUGACACGGGCCACAAGUGCGACCAGCGAUCCCUCUUCGGACGCUCGUGCUGCGCACGUCUCGAGCGUCGACGACCUUACAGACACGUCGUCGCGUCCCGAUCGACCGACCAAACUCGGCUCGAGCAGUCUCCUGCAGUCGCGCGUCGGGCGGGACAAGCAACGGUACGACGGGGACACGCGGCUGCUCGUGUGCAUUGUUGUAGUGGGACUGCGUUGUCCGAGAGAGAGCGGCGAGGCCGAGUCGAGGGCGGACACGUGUCUGCUCAUCUCGAGCUCGAAAGACCCGACGCAGUGGAUUUUGCCCAAAGGUGGAUGGGAGACGGACGAGUCGGUCGUCCAAAGUGCUCUGCGGGAAGCCAACGAGGAAGCAGGAGUGGCGGGCCACCUUGUCGGCUCUCUAGGCACGCUCGACUUUGUCAGCCGGCAGGGCACACGCUGUCGCUUCUACGGCGUCACGCUGCAGGCCACGCAGGUCUUUGACGACUGGGCAGAGCCCACGCGCUUGCGCAAGUGGGUCUCGUUUGCGGCCGCGCGGGAGCUACUGCAGCACCGACCAGAGCUUGUGGAGAUGGUAACGCGCGCUGCCGCGACGACGACGAUGCCCCGUGUUGGUAACACACUGGACGUAUGA
Molecule: messenger RNA, 633 nt
Organism: Hyaloperonospora brassicae
Lineage: Eukaryota; Oomycota; Peronosporomycetes; Peronosporales; Peronosporaceae
Source: the annotation of a GenBank genome assembly